GGCGCGGCGUUGGCAGCCCCGGCUCCCGGGCCGGGCAGCGGCGGUCCCGGGCCCCGCGUGUACUUUCAGAGCCCCCCUGGGGCCGCAGGUGAAGGCCCGGGCGGAGCGGACGACGAGGGCCCGGUGAGGCGGCAGGGGAAGGUCACCGUCAAGUACGACCGCAAGGAGCUGCGGAAGCGCCUCAACCUGGAGGAGUGGAUCCUGGAGCAGCUCACGCGCCUCUACGACUGCCAGGAAGAGGAGAUCCCAGAGCUGGAGAUCGAUGUGGACGAACUCCUAGACAUGGAGAGCGAUGAUACCCGGGCUGCCAGGGUCAAGGAGCUGUUGGUUGACUGUUACAAACCCACUGAGGCCUUCAUCUCUGGCCUGCUGGACAAGAUCCGGGGCAUGCAGAAGCUGAGCACACCCCAGAAGAAGUAAGGGUCCCUGACCCAGGCGAACCGGAUGGUGGCUCCCACAGGACAAUCGCUGCCCCCUGACCUCGUAGCAACAGCAAUACCAGGGAACCCUGCAGCCAGGCCUGGUGCUUUGAGCAGGGCUCCCUCUGUGCCCCUGGCCUAGGGGCGUCUUCCCUUGCCCCCUCAGUUUUCCACUUUUGGGGUUUUUUAUUGUUAUUAAACUGAUGGGACUUUUUGUGUUUUUAUAUUGACUCUGCGGCGCGGGCCCUUUAAUAAAAGUAGGAUAUGCCUUUGA
Molecule: messenger RNA, 693 nt
Organism: Dipodomys ordii (Ord's kangaroo rat)
Lineage: Eukaryota; Metazoa; Chordata; Mammalia; Rodentia; Heteromyidae
Gene: Ppp1r14b
Product: protein phosphatase 1, regulatory (inhibitor) subunit 14B
Exons: 4
Biological process (GO): innate immune response; regulation of phosphorylation
Cellular component (GO): cytoplasm
Molecular function (GO): protein serine/threonine phosphatase inhibitor activity
Source: RefSeq, a predicted model, not a curated record